AGGGGAGGAAGUUGCCUUGUACUGUGCCAAGUAUCUUCCUGAUAUCAUCAAAGAUCAAAAGGCUUACAAGGAAGGCAAGCUGCAGAAGGCUUUAGAAGAUGCCUUCUUAGCUAUUGAUGCCAAACUGACCACUGAGGAAGUCAUUAAAGAGCUGGCACAGAUUGCAGGGCGACCCACUGAGGAUGAAGAUGAAAAAGAAAAAGUAGCUGAUGAAGAUGAUGUGGACAAUGAGGAGGCUGCACUGUUGCAUGAAGAGGCUACCAUGACUAUUGAAGAACUGCUGACACGCUACGGGCAGAACUGUCACAAGGGCCCUCCCCACAACAAAUCUGGAGCUGGGACAGGCGAGGAACCAGGGUCCCAGGGCCUCAAUGGGGAGGCAGGACCUGAGGACCCAUCUAGCGGAACUCCUUCACAAGAAAAUGGCCCCACAGCCAAGGCCCCCACAGGCCUUUCCUCUAACUUGGAACGUGGGACUGAGGCAGGCCAAGUUGGUGAGCCUGUCACUCCCACUGGUGAGGCUGGGCCUUCCUGCUCUUCAGCCUCUGACAAGCUGCCUCGAGUUGCUAAGUCCAAGUUCUUUGAGGACAGUGAGGAUGAGUCAGAUGAGGCAGAGGAGGAAGAGGAAGACAGUGAGGAAUGCAGUGAAGAAGAGGAUGGCUACAGCAGCGAGGAGGUAGAGAAUGAGGAAGAUGAGGAUGAUACUGAAGAGGCUGAAGAGGAGGAUGAAGAAGAAGAAGAAAUGAUGGUGCCUGGGAUGGAAGGCAAAGAGGAGCCUGGCUCUGACAGUGGUACAACAGCGGUGGUGGCUCUGAUAAGAGGGAAGCAGUUGAUUGUAGCCAAUGCAGGAGACUCUCGCUGUGUGGUGUCUGAGGCUGGCAAAGCUUUAGACAUGUCCUAUGAUCACAAACCAGAGGAUGAAGUAGAGCUAGCACGCAUCAAGAAUGCUGGUGGCAAGGUCACCAUGGAUGGGAGAGUCAAUGGGGGCCUCAACCUCUCCAGAGCCAUUGGAGAUCACUUCUAUAAGAGAAACAAGAACCUGCCACCUGAGGAACAGAUGAUUUCAGCCCUUCCUGACAUCAAGGUGCUGACUCUCACUGAUGACCAUGAAUUCAUGGUCAUUGCUUGUGAUGGCAUCUGGAAUGUGAUGAGCAGCCAGGAAGUUGUAGACUUUAUUCAAUCAAAGAUCAGCCAGCGUGAUGAAAAUGGGGAGCUUCGGUUAUUAUCAUCCAUCGUGGAAGAGCUGCUGGAUCAGUGCUUGGCACCAGACACUUCUGGGGAUGGUACAGGGUGUGACAACAUGACCUGCAUCAUCAUUUGCUUCAAGCCACGGAACACACCAGAGCUCCAGCCAGAGAGUGGCAAACGGAAACUAGAGGAAGUACUCUCUAAUGAGGGUGCUGAAGAAAAUGGCAACAGCGACAAGAAGAAGGCCAAGCGGGACUAGCAGUUAUCCAGACCCCUGCCCACCUAGACUGUUUCUGAGCCCUCCGGACCUGAGACUGAGUUUUGUCUUUUUCCUUUAGCCUUAGCAGUGGGUAUGAGGUGCGCAGGGGGAGCUGGGUGGCUUUAUUCAGCCCAUUCCAAAGAGGGCUAUCCCUCCACACAGCAGCCUGGGAGCCUCUGCAGUCUUUCCCAACCUCUUCCGUGCUCCUUGGGCUCAUCACCGGUUCUGUGCCUGUGCUCUGUUGUGUUGGAGGGAAGGACUGGCGGUUCUGGUUUUUACUCUGUGAACACUUUAUUUAAGGACAUUCUUUUUUAUUGGCGGCUUCAUGGCCCCCAGCCGCUUGCACCCGCUCUCUGUUGUACACUUUCAAUCAACACUUUUUCAGACUAAAGGCCAAAACCUAAUUGU
Otolemur garnettii (small-eared galago) is the source of this 1855-nucleotide messenger RNA. It is a transcript of the gene PPM1G, whose product is annotated as protein phosphatase, Mg2+/Mn2+ dependent 1G. NCBI's taxonomy places the organism in Eukaryota, Metazoa, Chordata, Mammalia, Primates, Galagidae. The record is from RefSeq and is a predicted model, not a curated record. Gene Ontology annotation, cellular component: nucleoplasm. The coding region runs from base 263 to 1447 and encodes 394 amino acids. The transcript has 8 exons. Gene Ontology annotation, biological process: protein dephosphorylation. Gene Ontology annotation, molecular function: protein serine/threonine phosphatase activity.